CCUGAGUUAAAGAGCAGAAUUAUUGGCUGUCAGGCUCAGGGGUAAUGAAUGGGGAGCAGCCGCUCGGUCGCCAGGAGACAAACACACAGACAGAAAAAGGUAAAGAGAAGAGAGGAGAUGAUACCCUCGACCAGGAAAGGCGUCACCAUGCCGUCACUCCCUGAGACCUCCGCCACAGGCAAACCUUUCCUCAGCUGUUUAGCCAACCUCCUCUCAAUCCUCCUCUUCCUCAGUUCAACUGGCGUUCAUGGGGCAUCUCUCAGAGAACACAGACUGCGAGGAAGUGAACCAGACUCCCCUAGAGGAGACAUCCGCCAGGCUCCUAAUGCCGACAUGCUCAAAGCUUUGGAGUACAUCGAGAGUCUCCGUCAGAGAACCGGCACAGACUCCCAGCAGCACGCCCCUGUAGCUACAGGGUACGAUGCCAGCCACAUGGAUGAUGCUGAGAAGCUGCGUGCCAUGCUGAGACUGGCUUCUAACCAACAGAGCAAGGAUGAGGAGGACGAGGAGGAGGAUGAGGAGGAGGAAGGAAGGGAGGAUAAGAGCGAGGAGCUGCUCCAGGCUGUGCUCAGCACUCUCCAGCAGACGGAGAAGGCCAAGCCCACUUCUCUUCGUCCCAGCGUCGAAGGCAUGAAGGACAGCAUGCAUCCAAGAGUGCAGCAGACGCAGCACACCAUCAAGCCUCACAAAAAGCUGCCGCUGUUGUUCGAAGACGAGGAGGAGGGUGAGGGGGAUGAGGAAGAGGACGAGGAGGGGCCUGAUCUGGAGCACGAGAGCCCCUUUAAACGAACCAAUGAGAACGUAGAGGAGAAGUACACGCCUCAGAACCUGGCGACCCUGCAGUCUGUGUUUGACGAACUGGACAAGCUGACAAGUGUCCAUAAACGCCAAGAUGAGGAGGAUGACACAGAGGAUGAUGAAGAGGAAGAUGAUAUGUUUAAUGUGAGGAAUGUGGCGUAUGAUGACAGGGAUCUCGCAAACUGGGGGCCGCUACAAGAACAGGAAGAGGAAGAAGAGGAGGAGAGGGACAACAACCACGAAGCCAACCGAGGCCUCGAUUAUGUUGACGAUAAUGACGAAGACGCUGAUGAGGAUGAUGAAGAGGGAGAUGAUGAAAGCUACUUGGUCAAAAGGUCAAAAGAUCCAGAUGAUGUUGCCAAUCUGGUAGACUAUUAUCUUCUGAAAGUACUGGAGAAAACAGAAGAAGAGGAGCAGAAACGAGAGAUAGAGGAAGAUGCAAAAAAGAGGGCAGAGAGGAGAGUGGCUAAGAUGCAGUACAGCGACAACAUAGACCCGCAGGCCAUCUACCAGCUCAUUCAGAUCUCCCAAAAAUACCAAAUCCCACCUGAAGACCUCCUUGACAUGCUCAAAACAGGAGAGACGACGGGUCAAGACAAGUCACGAAAGAUCAAUGAAUUUUCCAGAGCAGGAAACAAGUUCGCUCAGACAUCCCCAAAGACACACAAGAUGCCCGAAGCUAAAUUCUACAACAGACGCUUUCCUGACAGACAAAAAACCCCAGAGGAGCUGAGGACGGAAGAGAUACUGAACAUCCUGGGGUUAGGGGACGACAUGGAGGAUCGAGCUCCUGUCAGGAAGCAGUACAAAAGCUCGCUGUCACGACUUCACACUCAGCCUCCGGGGCGUUCGGGGGAAUCCGCUCCCACGCAGCGGCGCCUUCCAAGCACAUUAAAGAACGACUAUGACGACACUGAGGACGAGGAUGAACUGGCAGCGUAUCUGGCAGCUCAGAUGCUGGCACAGUAUCCAAAGCCCGCGUACGGCAGCAAGGCGAGCCAAAAGCGAGAGCUUGGACAGAGCACGACGGACUCUUUUGAGCAGGCGAUACAGGCUUAUUUUGAUCAAAUGGACUCAGAGAAAAGCGCAAAUGAAAAGAGACAGACUGAGGAUGAUGAGAGGGGCGGAGAAAUGCAAGGCUUUGAUAACGAGGCGGCGAUGAAACUGCUGAGCUACCUGAACCCAGAAACUGAGGAAAGUGACGCCAAAACUGCCCCAGGAAUAUAAGAAAAGGCUAGAGAGAAACACAUCUAUAAAUAUAUAUAUUGUUUUGGAGGUUGAAAAUAAAGUAUUUUGAAGAAUAAAAACAUGCAGUCUUUAGUUAUUCUGUAGAUUUACAAAAGUUCAUAUUUAUUAGCAGAAAUAUGAAUGUUCAGACAGUCAUUUGAUGCUUUUUUUAAUGAUGUUUGUUGCUCAACGACACUUAACAACCAGUACAUGUGACUCACCAGCCUUUCAAUGCACACACAUGCACAUGCACACACACACACACACACACACA
Plectropomus leopardus (leopard coralgrouper) is the source of this 2299-nucleotide messenger RNA. Lineage: Eukaryota; Metazoa; Chordata; Actinopteri; Perciformes; Serranidae. The record is from RefSeq and is a predicted model, not a curated record.